CAACACUGAAACUUAGAGGUUAUGGUUAGGUUAGGUUACGAUAAAAUAAACAUAAACAUUCAAUAAUUAUUCAUAAUAUUCAUCAUGGAGAUCAACAUCAAUGCUGAGAAAAUGUGAUUAUUAUCAUUAUCAUCAGAACCUUUUUCAACUAAUGAUUGCUCAGAUCCGAAAAAUGACAGAGGCUGAUAUCAAGCAAGGCUUGAGAAUUGUUUUGAACAAAAUCGAAGAAGCUUGUUCCAGAAGGACACCUGAAUUACAAGCAACAAAUCCACAAUUAGUUGCUGUGAGCAAAACAAAGCCUGUAAAUUUGAUUGUAGCAGCUUAUGAAGAAGGUCAAAGACACUUUGGGGAGAAUUAUGUCCAAGAACUAGAAGAGAAGGCUAAUAACUCCAUUAUACUUGAAAAAUGUUCAGAUAUUAAGUGGCAUUUCAUUGGUCAUCUUCAAUCAAAUAAGGUUAAUAAGGUGUUAUGUCUUCCGAAUAUUCAUAUGAUCCAGACAGUGGAUUCUCAAAAAUUGGCUGCAACACUGAACAAGAAUUGGCCAAAGUUCAGAUCAUCUGAUGCUAAACUCAAUAUUAUGAUACAAGUGAACACAAGUGAAGAAGAAGAAAAAAAUGGAAUUUCCCCUGACCAAGUCUGUGAUAUGACAAAAUUUGUGCUGAACGAAUGUAGCAACCUUCACCUAGCCGGCCUAAUGACCAUAGGAAGAUUCGGAUAUGAUCCAACAGAUGGCCCAAAUCCUGACUUCGUCACCUUGAAGCGCUGUAGGGAUGACGUUUGUCAAAGUCAAGGAGUCGACUGGAAAAAUAUAGGAUUGUCAAUGGGAAUGUCGGAUGAUUUCGAACAUGCGGUUGAGCUGGGUAGUACCAACGUUCGAGUUGGAUCAUCAAUAUUCGGUUACAGAGUGAAGAAGAAAUGAAUAUUUUCAAAAUAAUAGUUUAUCUUGAGAUUAUGACAUGUGAAUAUUGUUAUUGAUAUAUAAUUUUAUUUAAAUCGAGAAUAUUGUU
Molecule: messenger RNA, 1007 nt
Organism: Phaedon cochleariae (mustard beetle)
Lineage: Eukaryota; Metazoa; Arthropoda; Insecta; Coleoptera; Chrysomelidae
Source: the annotation of a GenBank genome assembly